Messenger RNA from Hyalella azteca, 6691 nucleotides. Its product is annotated as mucin-3A. The transcript is spliced from 10 exons. The coding region runs from base 491 to 5245 and encodes 1584 amino acids. Lineage: Eukaryota; Metazoa; Arthropoda; Malacostraca; Amphipoda; Hyalellidae. The record is from RefSeq and is a predicted model, not a curated record.
AUCGGUUUGUGAAGAGACAUUUACCAAAAUAGAAAAAAAAACAUCUAUUUAUGAUGAACUGUUCCCGCAAAGAAUGAAAUGCACAUCACCUCUUAAACUGCUAUUCGAAUUGAACAUAAAAUGAAAUUUAAUUGACAAGCAUUGUUCCCCUUUACUAGUAAGGAUUUUUGUAAUUGCAUCUUUAGUAAUUUUCACGCAAGCGUAAGGUCAUAAGAUGUGGCUCAUUAGUUUUCUUCAAGAUGUGAACUCUUCAUCCUGCGAUUCGUUGAAUCGAGGGCCUCCACCUGAAAUUACUGCUAACAAAUGUCAAUCGAUAGCAAAUCCAUGACUUAAACAACAUGGUCCACGGAAACAAGUCUCGAUAAUGGUCUAACUUGCUUCGCUGUCAAUAUUAUUCGGUUACACUGUCCGUGAAUUAUGUAGACUUAGCAGAACGGUGAUUUUAGGAGAACAUGGACUCUAGCAGUUCAAUUUCGAGAUCAUUAAAACGAUGAAGCUCAUGCAUAAGAAAGGCCCUACACAAGGGGCAAGAAAUUUGUUUUCGUCAGCUCGAUGGAUUCUUGUUGUCUUGUUCCUGUCAACCUCGCAGCUGGUGAGAGGAGCUUCAGAAAAUUCACAUCCAAUACGAGACUCGAUGCUCUCACUGCAGUCCAGUCAGACGGACUCCGGGUCCUCGGUCCGCCUAGUCUCACCAACCCCCGUCUCCCCAGCAGCGCUGCGCAGUCAUGUCGUCACCGCCCCCCGAACACCACGACCAAGUUCAUCACCAACAUCCCCCUCUACCAGUCCGCAUUCAUUCCAUCGAUAUAAUUCAUCCUACAGCUCAUCUAUGAGAUCACUUUAUAAAGCAAAUAAUGGCUCAAUAAAUGUUAACCAAUCGGUAUCUUUUAAUAAUUUCAGCAAUUAUGCAUUGACACAUAAUGCACCAUCAAGUAAUUCUUCGUCAUCCCCCGUCCCGAGAUACCGACGACACACAUCAGAGCCUAACAGAGCGAUGAGAAAUUACGUUCUGGAGGACUUCUUGCAGUACAUUGGUUCAGGAGACGGAUCAAAAGAAGAAUGGCAGCACCAUAGCCGAGACACAGCUUGGUUGGAACUGCAAUCAGCUUCCAACAACGUUUUUUCCUCACCAACGUAUGCGUAUCUUCAAUCCCCAUACGUAACUUUUCCGAGUGCAACAUAUGUGCGCACCACAAUUGUUUCUACAGUGUAUAAAACAUCAACAGUUUACGCUACAACGAUGUACGCUGAGAAGACGCCACUCACAAUUUCAACUACUGCUAUUGAAAGCGCGCCAACAAAUACUUGGCAAGAAUUGUAUAGAAAUUGCACUGAACAAGUGGCUGCUCUGGAGUCAGGCAAUAAAAAACACUCGAAUAUUCUGAGUUCAAUAAUGCAUACAGCAUCAUUUCUUCAACAAACAACUGUCACAUCAGCGAUUGGAGAGAGUACGGUUGCUUUUUCGAUGGAUUCAUCCUCAUCCAUAUCAGAUAUCAAUGUUGAACCGACCGCACCAAUUUUUAUAGCACCAUCUCCUACGAUGACUAUCAGACAACCAGGAUCUACAAGUGUGGUGUCCCUGGACGGUUCAACUGAAGAUACUCAAGUGACUCAGUCGCUGCCACCUCUACAGUCCUCAACGUUUGGGGUUCACCUUACUGAGUCUCCAGAACUCACUCAUACGCCAAGCCUUCCUCCUAUUCAAACCAUCACUUCCUUGAUAUUUACCACACCAUCCUCAAAUUCGGUGACUAUUGAUGGGCUGAACAAUGAAAGCACACCUCAACUAUCUUCGUCCUUUAUGCCAGAAAAUGUUUCCUUUGAUGUUGACUUAUCUACGGAAGAGAACUUAUUCACAUCUGGAAGAACUCAAAGCGAUAGAUUUUCUAUGGGUAAUGAACUACCAACAACGGCAACAGUGUUCAAUUUCACUGAAGUCGAAAACUCAGUAUGGCUCAUAGAUAAUAGUAACAAUACUAACAAAGAACUAAAUGCAACAAGCUUCUUUCCAAAUGCUUCUUCUGUAACUCCUUACGUUCAAAAUGCUUCUGUCCUCACUGAGUACACUACGCCAGACGAUGCAAUAUUUUAUACGGAGAAUGUCUCAGAAUCGUUCAACUUUUCCGAAUUUGCUACCGAAUAUUUAUAUGAUCGAACAGAGGUUCCACACAGCACUGCCAGUUAUAUUAUGCCUUCCUCCACAUUUUCGUCUCCAUCAACUGAGAUAGUUUCGAACACUGAAAUGAAUGCAUCAUUUGCUACUGAUAUGACAGUUGGGGAUUUCAUCAACAAAACAUCUUUAUUUGGGCCUACUGAAACUAGUACACCGCACCUAUUUCCAACUUUGAUGACAAAUGAUCAUAAUCUCACUAGUUUGCACUCGGUUGACAACGUGUUCCAAGGUUCAGGUUAUGGAGAGUAUGCAACCACAUCUCCCUACAGCGUUUCACCCACCAUAUAUUCAACUAUUCCAUCUCAAAUAAAUCAAUCAUAUUCUAAUUCAAGUCAUUCUGCUGAAACAUUUCUCAAUACAACUCCUCUGUUCACUACAGCAAAUGCCACUACGUCGACGAGCACCGAAUCUUUCCCUUCCGAAAUAACAUCGAUAAAUACAUCAUUAUCUGAUCACAUUAAAACAAUUACGCCGUUGAUUUCUUCGUCUGAAGAAACUUCAGUAACUCCGACACCCAAGAUUAAUAUAUCCGAAGGAACUACGACAAUUCAUGAACAAUCGACCAAAUUAUCAACUGCGGAAAUAUCAGAUGAAACGUCCACGACAGAAUCCAUACACUCAGACUCUACGAGGCCUUCAACUACUCCACCAACCACGGAGUACUCGUCCACCUAUUCGACUAAAACCGGGAUGACCACUAUUCAAGAAGUGACUGAACAAACGAAUGCAAUACAAACUAAUCCAAUGACUGCCACCUCUUCGAUUACAACUGCAACGACUAUUACUCAUGAAGAGACUGAGCAAACGGACCCAAUAACUACUAUAUCUUCGACUUCAAUUGCAACGACUACUUCUAAUAAACUGACUGAGAGAACGGAUCCAAUAACUAUCACAUCGGUCAUAAGUACUGAAACAAUGCUAUCACCAACGUCUGCAGGAAUCACCACAGAAACCUCAGAUCACACUACAACUGGUGACUUCUCUGAGCAAUAUUACAAUACUCAGCUGUCAGAAACGACUUCUGCACAAACCGAGCAGGUAAAGACAACUGCAUCGUCAGUCGUAGGCAUUAAAUCAACACCAUCGAUGGUCGAUGAAAAUUUAACUCCAGAUCCUGAAUAUUGGGUUCGGACUGUGAUAGAAGGGAAGUUAGAUGAUUUUGAUUUGAACAAAAAUACGAUCGAAACUGGUCUAUCCGAAGUAUUUCGCUCUGCAUUUGGGGACGGAAAGAAUGAGGAUUCUGAAUUGUUGAAAACUCUUGGUGAACCAGUUACGUUUAACAUUCCCAGAAGUGACGAUAAGAUAUUGACAAACAACGUCGACAAUGAUGCCGAGUCACUUGACAAGUUGACACAUUCGUCUGACAGUAUUUCAGUGCGGCAAAGAAAGAGGCGAAGUUAUUCAAAUAAAAUGCUGCUUGCAAGCUCAAAGUGGAAGAAUUCUAUCUUUAUGUGGGCUCACCAACCUAAGGAUACGCAUAUUUUGUCGAGGCCCAAACGACAGUCGAGGAUGAGCCCCCUUGAGCCUGACGAACUGUCUCCAGUUCCAUCUGAAGAUUAUGACAAAAAUAUCAUUAAGCAGACCGGCCCAAUGUAUGCCACUGCGUCCCUCGCACGUAAUCUAAAAGAGAUAAAUGCAAAGAUUCACAACACCAGCUAUGAUGAGCGAGCAAAUGCUACCGAGAUUCUGUACGUGGUUUAUGAUGGAUCAACUCCAAUCCCAGCAGCAGAGGCUGUGGGCACGCUCAAGAAUAUAAUCAAUGCGAAAAUAUCUAAUGCCAUUGGAUACAAAGUUCAGCUUACAGAAGAGUAUUUACGGCACAAGAAUGGGGCAAGUCGCCUAACGUGGUUCGAAUCGAAUAUUUGGUUCUGGUACGUAAUCAGCAUCGCGAUUUGUCUGCUUCUGAUCAUCAUUAUUCUUAUCGGCUUGUACUGUCUCUACUGGAAAAAAACUUCUGGCAAAUCGGGUGAUUCGCCGGAAGCAGUAACUCGGCGCACUGCAAGAAUUUUCGGAGUGUCGGACCCAAAAUCUGACGUUGAGGAAGGAACGCUGUCCCGGCCUGGCCUUCAAUCAAUGGAAGCAGGGGAAGUAAGUAGCAGCAGCAGUAGUGAAGGAAUAGCAAACCAAGACACCGACGACAGUGCCUUGAGGCCUCAGACAAGAGGAUCUCGGCGACGGAGGGACCAGAGUGAGGUGUCCCAGUGGCAACAAGCUGCUAAUCCACAGUAUGGGGAUCCGCCUCACCGCCACCUGCCUCCACCCCGACUGCCACGACUGGCAGCGCCCCUACACACGCUGCCAUACGCAGACCUGCCCCCCAGCAUAUUGAGCCAGACACGUUCUCGGAACAAGAGGGAUACUUCUAGCGAGGAGCAUACCUCGGUACCCGAAACAGACACCGACGAGAGCUCGUUCAUCGGUCGUCCCGGAAGUUACAGGAGGAUCCGCAAGCGUUUCCACGACCUCCUUGCGGAUGCCUUCAACAUCUUAGACGGCGGGCACCGGGCAGACCGCGUCAACACUCUGGCGGGGUACGACAACACCGCCGCUGCCGAUGAUGACCUCGCGCGUCCAGUGCCUUCUACGUCUGGCAGGAGCUCAGCGCCCCCUUCUGCGCCGCCAGAGUUGGGUCGCCCCCCAGCGGACGUUGCCGGUUGGGCGGGUGGAGACCCACAGCAUGUCGUCAGACCCCGGUCCGCAGCAGACUUCCUUCAACAGACCCGUGUACAGCCCAUAGACGAGUCCUCAUACUGCACCACCUCGGGGGCGCCGCUCCCUGCGUGGGGGGAGGCCGGGGUGACCAGCAGCCGCCCCUCCAGCGCCCGCUGCAUCACCCCCGUCGGCGUCCCCGCCCGCAGCUCCCCGCCCUCCCGUGGUCCCGCAUCUCCUCCCCACAUCACCUCCCCUGCAGAAGCUGCGCUUGCAGAGUCCCUGGGUCUGAGGGUCGGGGACCCCGCCGUCCCCCUCAUCCGGGACAUCAAGGAGACCCUGAACACCUUCCGAGCCCGCGGUCUCCCCGGGCCCAGACAUCAGCGCUACCACGAAGCGUUGGCCCACGAACCUCAAAAUUAAUGGAGAUUUGCAAAAUUUUUAUUAAAAAUAUAUAUUACGAGUGUGUAGACCGCUAUAAUUUAAGGCUUAGUUAAAAAGAUACUAAUUAAAAUAUUAAAGAAUUACCUGAAAAAUAUCUGGAUGUCGGACUAUAUAAAUCCAUGGUAUAAAAAAUGCUCAAAAAAGAGCGACGAUCAAAAUUAUUUCAAUUCUUUUACUAUUGUCUUAGUACAAAGAAUAUUUUCGUAAUCAUUUUUUUAAAUUAACUAAAAAUUCUAAAUCUAAUCAUUAAUGUAGACAACAUUUUUCGAUUUGGGAACAUUUUCGAAAAAAUGCGAAAUAAUCCGGAGUCUUUAGCAACACUCAGUGAAAACAACAGCUAUCGUGUUGGGAACUUCACAUAACCCAAAGUUUGUCCAAAUGCCGAUCAUGAAUAGAAGCAUUCAUACAGCGACCCCGGUAGUAAUAUUUAUUGGAUCAAAAUGGGUAAAAUUGGAGACUCAACUCCGGGUGUGAAAAUUUUUUGUUUGCAUUUUUACCGGAAAUUUUUUUUUUUCAUUUUUACCAAUGUGAAUAUUUGUCGACGUGCAUACUUGUCGUUUGUUGUGUAUAUGUAUAUAUUGUAAAUACGAACUGCUAUAAAUUAAAAUGUUUUUCUAACCUAGAAUUUUAUGAUGACAAAAGAGUGGUUUAAAAAAGAAAAUGGGAUGAACUGUGUAUGUAAUAAGUUUGAAAUCUACUUUGAAAAAUAUGUAUAUACUUUGACUGCUUUGUUAUACACCUAUAAAUUAAACUAUUUCAACGUUUGUAAUAAAAUCUGAUCUUGGCUUGUAAAUUUGAAAAUAUUGCAACAUUGUUGUUUCAAGAUUUACGCUUAUUGUCUUUUAAGGUUUACUGAUUUAAUUUGACGUUUAUGAAAAAAAUAAUACGUAAUUGCCGGAUUUUUUUAAAGAAUUUUGUUAUAGCUAAUCGCGACUGCAGAUCCUUGUAAUAUUUCAGACCAAUUUAUUAUAGUAAUUGUUUGUACGCCGUUGUGAUGAAGAUGGUCCGCAUAACUUUAAACCGCUUACAGACAUUUCAUAUUUUCGUAUUGAUUCAAUGUUAUUGGCUCUUUUGUUUAUGCAUGACAAUUUCUGUGAUGCAUAACGUAUAAUAUAACAUUUUAUUCGUAUGUUGAAAUUUCAAAUCCAAUGUUUCCAAGUAUGACAAACGAAGCCUGAUAGAAAACGUAAUUGACGACAAUUUAAAUACACAUGAAUAUUCGUACCCUACACUUUUUGUUGCUCUGUGAGGGAUUAGCAAUAAGAGUUCCAUCUGUGUGCAAAAUUUCAGUGUAAAAAGUAAAAAUUAAUGACUUCCUGUGUGUUGUGGAGGAAACCAAACAUCAAAACGUGAGUACAAAUCCGUUUCAAACCCGCAAUUUUGUACCUAUACCCUCGAGUGUUAAACAUCAAAACGAGUCGGAAA